Molecule: messenger RNA, 7638 nt
Organism: Parathielavia appendiculata
Lineage: Eukaryota; Fungi; Ascomycota; Sordariomycetes; Sordariales; Chaetomiaceae
Product: polyketide synthase-like protein
Exons: 7
Coding region: 1-7638 (2545 amino acids)
Biological process (GO): secondary metabolite biosynthetic process; fatty acid biosynthetic process
Molecular function (GO): oxidoreductase activity; phosphopantetheine binding; fatty acid synthase activity
Source: RefSeq, a predicted model, not a curated record
AUGUCUCCCCAAGAUACCCCCAUUGCCGUUGUAGGCAUUGCCUACCGUGCCCCUAGCAUUGGAGGGAAAGGGAUUUGGGACUACCUGGCCCAGGCCCGGUCUGCCUGGACCACCUUUCCCGAGCAUCGGUUCGAUGUGUCGGCCUACCGCAAGCCUGGAGCUGACAAGUCGGGCGUCUUCAGAGCCGAGGGUGCUCACUUUCUGCCGGGGGACAUUUACUCCUUCGACGCCGCCUUCUUCAACAUGAGAGCUGAAGAGGCCAAGAACGCGGAUCCCCAGCACCGGUUGCUGCUCGAGUGCGCCCUGGAGGCCGCCGAGGACGCAGGCCAGACUCUCCUUGACUUGGCCGGUAAGAAGAUUGGCGUCUUUGUGGGUGCCGGCCAGCAUGAAUACUCGGAGCGCCUUGGAGAGGAUCUUUUUGCGGCCAAGACCUUCACUGCCACCGGUCUGGCCCCUUGCAUGCUCGCCAAUCGCAUCUCAUACUUUUUCGACGUGUAUGGCCCAAGUGUGGUGCUGGAUGCUGCUUGCGCAUCCAGUGUCUACGCCGCACAUGCUGCCGUGUCGGCCGUCCGCAACGGCGACUGCGAUGCUGCCUUCGUCGCAUCCUGUGCCCUCACAGUUGCCCCUGGGGGGUGGCUCGCGCUGGAGAAGACAGGAGCCCUGUCAGUCCACGGACGCAGCUUUUCCUACGACCACAAGGCCUCAGGCUUUGGGCGUGGCGAAGGCGCUGCCUGCCUGCUCAUCAAGCCCCUGGACGCGGCGCUAAAGUCCGGCGAUCCCAUCCACGCCGUCAUCCGCAACUCUGCAUGCAACCAUGGCGGCAGAUCAGAGGGCAUCACCAUGCCGAACGGCAUCGCUCACCGGGAACUCCUCCGCACGGUCCAUGCUGCUGUGGGCCUGGACCCUGGUGAGACCGCUGUUGUCGAGGGCCACGGGACUGGUACCGGAGCUGGCGAUCCCAUCGAAGCUGGCGCAUUCACGGAUGUUCUCGCCAAAAACAGGACGCCCGAGAACCCAAUCUACAUUGGCUCUGUCAAGUCCAACUUUGGGCAUCUCGAAGGAGCUAGCGGCAUGCUCGGCAUGAUUAAGGCAAUCUUGAUGGUCAAGAACGGGGUUGUGCUUCCCACAGCGGGCUUCGAGACCAUCAACCCCAAAAUUCCGGACAAGGAGAAGAUCGUCGUGCCGAGUGGCCCCAUUCCAUGGCCGAAGGGCGAGAAGAGACGAGUCAUGGUGACCAACUUUGGCUUUGGUGGCAGCAAUUCCGCAAUCAUCUUCGAGCAAGCGCCGCAAAGGGAGCGCGAUGCCAAUGGUCACGCCAACGGCACCAAUGGCUCCAAUGGCUACCACGUCGCCAACGGGAAUAGCACGAAUGGCUACACCAAUGGCCACACCGAUGGCCACACUAACGGCCACUCGAAUGGCCAUGCCAUCUCACUCGCUGACCCUCGCUACCUGUUUGUUCUGACCGCCAGGAACGAGAACAGCCUGAGCUCGUACCUAGCCUCGUUCAAGGACUACCUCGACGAGGCUCCCGAGGACGUCAAGUACCUGAAAAACCUCGCCUACACUCUCGGACAGCGCCGCACCCAUCACCCAUACCGCGUGUCCGUCGUGGCCGACUCGCUAGACACCCUCUCGGAGAAGCUCUCGCAGGUGAAGCCGGUCAGGGUGAAGGACCGCACCUUUGCCUUUGUCUUCACCGGCCAGGGCGCCCAGUACGCUCAGAUGGCGACCGGGCUGCAGCACUACAAGGUGUUUGCCGCCGCCCUGGACCAGGCUGAGUCCCAUCUCCAAACCAUGGGCGCGAAAUGGAGCCUCAAAGAGGAGUUGGGCAACGCCGCCGGCAGCUCCCGCGUCGAUGAUGCCGAGAUCAGCCAGCCGGCGUGUACAGCCAUCCAGCUGGCUCUGGUGGAGCUGCUCAAGAGCUGGGGGAUCACUCCGAGCACCGUCACGGGCCACUCGAGCGGCGAGAUUGGAGCAGCCUACGCCGCUGGUUUGAUCUCGUUCCGCACCGCCAUUGCCGUCUCGUACUUUAGGGGUCAGGCAGCUGCCCAACUCUGGCGCCAGCAGGCUGGAGUCCAGAAAGGCGCCAUGCUGGCUCUCGGCGUUGGCCCUGAAGAAGCCGAAGACCUCCUCCAGCAGCACGCCCAGGGAUACGCGACCGUGGCCGCCAUCAACAGCCCCAAGAGCGUCACCAUCUCGGGCGACCUCGCUGCCAUCGCAAACGUGCACAAGGUCGCAGAGGCGAAUGGCUUGUUCGCUAGGAAGCUCAAGAUCCAGAUGGCCUACCACUCCCGCCACAUGGAAGCGGUGGCCUCGUAUUACCUGGACCAGAUCCGGCCCUACUGCGACAAGGACUCCGAGUACCUCGCCUCUGACCAUUCCUCGCCUAAGCCGAUCUUUGUGUCUUCCGUUACGGGGAGCGUACAAGAUCGCGACUCAGUCGACGCGUCCUACUGGGUCAAGAACCUUGUCCGCCCGGUGCGGUUCUCAGAUGCCAUCAAGGCCGUCUUCACGCCGACGCCUGUCAAGGGAAGCAACAAGACUGAGACUCCCAACACGGUCCUGGAGAUCGGUCCCCAUGCUGCUCUCAAGAACCCAAUCAAGCAGACGGUGGAGAUCACGCAUCCCCAGAAGGUCUCAACCUUCAAUUACCUCCCUUCUCUGUUGCGCGGAACCGGCUCCGAGGAGGCCAUCCUCGACCUUGCGGCGUCCCUCUUCACCCUGGGAGCGCCGAUCCAGCUCGCUGCUGUCAACCAGACGAGCGUGGACAAUGCCGAGGUCGUCACUGGCCUCCCAGGCUACGCUUGGGAUAAGUCCGUGAGCUAUCAGCUGGAACCGCGGGCGGUGCAUGAGAAACUGUUCCCUGGCGAGGCCUACAAUCACUUGCUCGGCCGAAUCAUGAUCAGCACUGGUGGCAAGGAGAAGGCAUACCGCCAAGUGUUCACGCUGGACGAGGCCCCAUGGAUCCGGGACCACGUCGUGGCGGGCGCCGUCAUCUUCCCCAUGACGGGCUACAUGUCUUGUGCCAUCGAGGCCUGCCGGAGAACCCUCACAACCCCUGCCACCGCAUUCCUCGUCCGCGACUUCCACGUCAAGUCUCGUUUGGAGAUCCAGGAAGAUCAGGAGGUCGACAUGGUAACCAAGAUCCGUCCUGCCGCAAGUGGAACUGGCGCAAAGUCGUCGACCGCUUGGGAGUUUGAGAUCUCAUCCUGGCAGGACAAUGCGUGGAACAUCCACGCCCACGGCCAAAUUGAAGCCGAAUACAGCGAGAUGACGGUCGAGACUCCAACCCUGAGUGCCUCGCUUCCGCUGGUCGACAAGACUGAGGGCCUGGUCGAGCAAGAUCUGGCGUACGCCUAUGCGGUUGCCGGUGUGCGUGCCACCCGCUAUGGUCCGACCUUCCAGAAUUCGACGGCCUUCUUCGAAGGUAAGGGGUACACGCUCCUCCGCCACGCCCUCCGCAAUCUGGGCGAGGCGCUGGAGGCACCCAACCCGUUCGGCUCGCCCGUCACGGUCGACCCGCCUACCAUCGAUGGUUUCCUUCAGGGUGGCGGUCCCCUCCAGGUGACCGAGGAUGGGCGACGACCAGCGCAGAUGCCCAAUUACAUCAGUCGGUUCCGCAUCUCCAACAAGAUCCCAUCGACCCCCGGGCAGCGUUUCGACAUUGUCACGCGCCUGCUCGACUACGACGUCAAAGGCGGCCGCAUGAACCUAGGCGUGGCUGCCUUCGCACGAGACAAGGACGGCACGCUCACUCCUGUUGCCGAGUGGGAGUCGUGCGCCUUCCGCACCAUUGGCUCCACAGAAGACGAGCUGGAUCCCGCCGCUGCUCUGCCCGAGAACUGGAGGUGGGAGCUGCUGCCGCGCUUCGACUAUCUCCAGUAUGAGAAGCUCGACAAGACUCUGCCCAAGCAGAUUUUGAGUGCCGAGGAAAAGGAGCACGUUGCCAACUUGGACAAGGUCGCGUGGUACUACAUCAACAAGGGCAUCCAGGAGACCGAGGGCGAUGACCGCUCCGAGUACCCUCACCACUACUCCCAGUUCGUCAAGUGGGCCAAGCUGAACGGCGGCAACCACAGAGUCGAGCUCGGCGUCAACCUGUCUCAGGAGGUUCUUGAUGCCGUACGCAAAAAGGACGCGCAGGGUGAGAUGCUUUGCGUCAUCGGCGAGAAACUUGCUCCCAUCCUCCGGGGCGAAGUCGAGCCCUUGGAGCUCAUGCUCGCUGACGGCUUGCUCUCGCGCCACUAUGAGGCCGACCCCAGCAAUGCCCAUCUCAGCAAGGUUCUCGGCGAGCUCGUGCUGAACCUGUCCGACCUGGAGCCAAACCUCAAGGUUCUGGAAAUCGGGGCGGGUACCGGUGGCACCACCCUCCCUGUGCUCGAGGCUCUUGCGCGAGAUAAGGAGGAGGCUGCCAUUCUCAACUACACCUUCACCGAUAUCUCGUCGGGCUUCUUCGAGAAUGCCAAGAACAAGCUCUCCAAUCCCAAGUUUGCCAACCGCAUCACGUACAAGAAGCUCGACAUCUCGCAGGACCCGGUCGAGCAGGGCUUCGAGGCCGAAGAGUACGACGUCGUCAUUGCCGCCAACGUGCUGCACGCCACUGAGGAUAUGGCCGUGACCAUGGCCAAUGUGCGCAAGGUGCUCAAGCCGCGCGGCAGGCUCUUCUUGAUCGAAGGUACCUGGCAUCCGGCCGUCCUGCUGCCCUUCUUCCUGCUUCCCGGUUGGUGGUAUGCCAAAGACCACUACCGCGACCACGACGCAGGUCCCAUGAUGCCCAAGCACGUCUGGAACCAGCUGCUGCUUGACACGGGUUUCUCAGGCGUCGACCUCGAAAUCCAGGACCGCCCCAACGACCCGACCGCGGGCAUCAGCAUCCACGCCUCGACCAGGGUGGGCAAGCCCGAGGAGGCCAAGACGGUUACUGUUGUGGGGCCGUUCAUGGACGACGAGGAGAUCGAGUAUGCCACUCAGGUGGCCAACGCCAUCGCAGAGCAAUACGACAUUGCCGUCGAGACUAAGCCCUUCGCCGAGAUCGAGGAGUUGGAGUACCCGUACUACGUCGUCAUAGACUCGCCGCGGCACAGUCUGAUGAAGGACAUGAACGAGGAGAAGUUUGAGGGGCUGAAGAAGCUCUUGCUGCAUAACAGCGGAAUUUUCUGGGUGGUCCCCAACACCGGCCCCGUCGAGGUCAGGUUCGUCAAGGGCAUGCUUCGUACGCUGCGGGUCGAGAACGCCGGUGAUGCUAAGAAUCUGAUGCUGCUCGACGAGACGCCGCUUACGGAGGAGGCCAUUCCCAGCAUCGUCAAGCUCGUCGGGACGCUGCGCGACCCCGAGGUCACGCGGACGCAGGACAUGGAUUAUGUGUACCAUGACGGUACCAUCUACAUCCCCCGCAUGCGACUGCUGAGGGAUUUCAAGGAGCGGUUUGCUGUCGAGCAGGGCAUCUCGUACCGCAAGGAGCAAAACAUGUGGGAGGGCGACCGGGCGCUCGAGAUGACCAUCGACGCUGCAGGCAGUCCCGACUCCAUCUACUUCCGCCGGUCCAACGUGCUCCAGGAGCCAGUGGGUGCCGAAGAGAUUGUCGUCAAAGUAGAGGCCGCCGGCGUCAGCUACCGCGACCUCAAUCUGGUUCUUGGCGCCAUCCCCUGGGCCGCGCCCGGGUUCGACGGCGUUGGCACGGUCACCAAGACCGGUGCUGGCGUGACCAAUCUGCAGGAGGGCGACCGGGUUUUCUUCCUGUCUCUCGAGGGCAGCGGUUUCUCCACUUACAAGAAGAUGCCCGUGUGGCACGCUGCCCGCAUACCGGCGAGCAUCAGCACCACCGACGCCGCCACUAUGCCGCUCGCGUACUCCCUCGCUGUUCUUGCGCUCAUCCACACGGCCAGGCUCGGCCAAAACGAGACGGUGCUCAUCCACUCGGCGGCGGGCGCUGUUGGGCAGGCCUGUGUGAGGAUUGCGCAGCAUCUGGGCGCCAAAGUCUUCGUGACGGCGGGUACUGCGUCCAAGCGGGCGUACCUGCACGAGACUUUUGGCAUCCCCAAGGAGCGCAUCUUCUCGAGCCGGACCCCCGAGUUCCGGGACGCCAUCCUCGUCGCCACCAACAACAAGGGAGUCGACGUCAUUGUGAACCAGCUCGGUAAACAGCUGCUGACCGAGACGUGGGCGCUGGCCGCCCACUUCGGCCGGUUCAUCGAGAUCGGAAAGCUCGACGCCUUCAACAACAGCUUCCUUCCCAUGAAGACCUUUGACAACAACGUCACCUUCAGCGCCAUCGACCUCCGUGACCUUUAUACGCAUCGGCCUGGUGCGGUCAAGGAUGUCUUUGCCGACGUAGUCAAGCUUGUCCAGCACAGGGUUGCCGUGCCGAUCAAACCCAUCAGCGUGCUGCCUAUCUCGCAGUUCUCCAAGGCGCUACAGAAACUCAAGGCCGGCGAGAACAUGGGCAAGGUCGUUGUCGAACUCGGCUCGGAGGAGCGCGUCGUGGCCGAGAGCAAGCUCCGUCCGACGAAGGUCAGCCUCAGGCCGGACGCCACGUAUGUCAUCACCGGCGGCACACGCGGUAUCGGGCUCAACCUCGGCGUGUGGCUGAUUGAGCAUGGGGCUAAGAACAUUGUUCUGCUCGGCCGCAGCGGUGCCUCUGGGCCCGCGGUACAGAAGGUGCUGAAGCAGUAUGAGAACACCGACGUGACGAUCCGCGCCUUGGCCUGCGAUGUCGGCAACUAUGGCCAGAUGGAAAUGAUGGUCAAGUCCAUUGCCGACAUGCCACCCGUCAAGGGCGCCAUCCACAGUGCUCUUCUGCUGAGCGACAAACUGUUCGAAAACGCCACGUUCGCCGACUGGGAGAUCAUUUGCAAGCCGAGAGUCGACGCCGCGUGGCAUUUGCACAACCUCCUCCCCAAGGACAUGGACUUCUUCAUCGGACUGGGCUCCUUCCUGGGCGACACGGGCAAUGCCGGGCAGGCCAUCUAUGCUGGCACAGCCGUCUUUUACCACGAGUUCGCCAAGUACCGCCGGUCGCUCGGGAUGCACACCAUCAGCAUCGCGCUGCCGGUCGUGCUCGACGUUGGCUACGUGGCCGACAACAACCUGACCGACAUCCUCAAGCAGACGCUGGGCGCGACGCUGACCAUGGCCGACAUCCGCACGCUCGUCAAGGGAGCCGUCAUGGGCCCCGACAGUCCGUUCCACCACGACGGCAAGGCGCUCGCCUUCCGCAUGUUCCUUGAGGGCCAAGCCGUCACCGGCGGUGGGCCGUGGACCUUCUUCCAUCCUGUGCACGCCAAGGAGAGGCUCAAGGCCGAGCGGGCCAAGAAGAAGUCCGGAAAGGGUGGUGCUGGCGGUGCUGGCGGCGACGUGUUCACGGGCAGCUGGACGGCCGCCGAUGAUCCGCUGACGGGCUUGACCGAGGCAUUGCGGACCAAGGUCGCGGCGAUGACGAUUACCGAUAUUUCUGAAGUCCAGGGCGACACGCCGCUGGCGGCGCUUAAUUUGGACUCGCUGGUUAGUGUGGAGCUGAGGAACUGGAUCCGCCGCGAGACUGGUGUGGAGCUGUUGUUGAGUGCCAUCACGCAAGCCGAGAACCUGGCGGCGCUGGCCGCCGAGACGCUGGCCCAGAGGAACGGGGCUGCAAAGUGA